Mesorhabditis spiculigera is the source of this 390-nucleotide messenger RNA. NCBI's taxonomy places the organism in Eukaryota, Metazoa, Nematoda, Chromadorea, Rhabditida, Rhabditidae. The record is from the annotation of a GenBank genome assembly.
AUGGGCAAUCCGGGUGAUUACGGGAACAACAACAACGAGCCGCUGCUGCAGAAUGGGGGAGUCGACAACCCAUCAAAGCCAUCGGUCGUUUCACCAGCCGAACACGCCCAAUUCCGAUCGCGGGCCCUCUCAAAAGUGGCCAGUGAAGUCGACGGCGAGGACAAAAUAGAUUUUGAGGCGAUUGAAAAGGAGGCACGGGAAAUGGAGGUGAAACGGGAGCUCUCAAAAAUCGAGUACGACUGGCUGGCCACCGUCAUCGAGCGUUGCACAUUUGGAUUCUUUUUACUCGCAUUUUUCACAAUGUCUAUGGGCAUCAACAUCAUCGGGAUGUUGCACUUGUCCUGUAUCAGGUGGGAUGGUGCCUGCGGCACCAUUCCCUGCCACGCCCCC